CCUUUCACCUUACUGUCCAAUCAGCGAUUACGUUGCUUUGUUGUCGUACGUGCGCUGACAGCGGAACUGAACAACGAGAGGGGAGCCUGUCUGCCAUAAACCAACACAAUAAGAUGGAGGUGGAGCAGCUCCUGUCUCUGUCCGGCCCCGCUCUGGCCCAGGCUGUCAGCUCUCUGCUGGAGACCCCCGGCCUCUACGUCUUCUCUGACAUCCUGGAGCUGCCUAAUGUCAGAGAGAUGGAGAAUGGCCCUCAUGCACCGAUGUACCAGCUCCUCAACCUGUUCGCUUAUGGAACCUACUGCGACUACAAAG
Trematomus bernacchii (emerald rockcod) is the source of this 312-nucleotide messenger RNA. It is a transcript of the gene cops7a, whose product is annotated as COP9 constitutive photomorphogenic homolog subunit 7A. The record is from RefSeq and is a predicted model, not a curated record. Lineage: Eukaryota; Metazoa; Chordata; Actinopteri; Perciformes; Nototheniidae. Gene Ontology annotation, cellular component: COP9 signalosome.